AUGAUGGGACAGAGAAUAGUAGAGAGACCAUGGGCAGUAGUUGCAGCUGACACGAUGGAAUUUCCACCAAGUAAAAGUAAAUGCAAAUAUCUUGUUGUUUUUCAAGACUUAUUUUCGAGAUGGAUCGAACUGAAGCCAUUAAGAUCUGCAGAUGGGAAAUCAGUGACUAAGGCCUUCGAAGAAUUAAUCCUCUUCAGAUGGGAAACUCCAGACUUUCUUUUGACUGACAAUGGGAAAGAAUACGACAACAAGACUCUUAAAGACACACUUGACGAAUAUGGGGUGAAGCAUAUUACAACACCACCAUAUCACCCUCAAGCUAAUCCGAUAGAGAGAAGCAAUCGGACCUUGAAGACUAUGAUAUCUACAUUUAUUGGAAAUGAUCAUCGAGACUGGGAUCUGCAUAUUCACGAAUUUCGACAUGCAGUCAACACUGCCACACAAGCUGCGACAAAGACAUCUCCUGCAUUUUUAAAUUUUGGUCGACACCCCCGACCAGUAAAAAGUUUGCGGAGAGAAAUCGAGAAGAAGGAUAGGGUUCACAGAAUCUCUCCCGAGAUAUGGAUUGACAGGGUUAAAAGACUUGACGCCUUACGCGACUUGGUGACAAAAUUUAUUGAUAAGGAGAAAAAUAGACAGACUGAGUAUUAUAAUAAAAAUCGACAUGAAGUUAACUUUAAGGUUGGUGAUUUAGUACUUAGAAAAUCUCAUAAAUUAUCGAGUGGGGCCCAAAAAUUUGCAACAAAAUUAGCUCCGAAAUUUGAAGGCCCAUUUGAAAUUAUUAAGCAAUUAUCUCCUUCAGUUUUUAUAUUACGUACUCAAGAUAUUCGCAGAAAUCCUAAAAUCCAUGUUACAGACCUAAAGAAAUACUCACCUAAUUAA
Molecule: messenger RNA, 882 nt
Organism: Leptopilina heterotoma
Lineage: Eukaryota; Metazoa; Arthropoda; Insecta; Hymenoptera; Figitidae
Exons: 1
Coding region: 1-882 (293 amino acids)
Biological process (GO): DNA integration
Molecular function (GO): nucleic acid binding
Source: RefSeq, a predicted model, not a curated record